UCUUUCUUCUUGACUCAACCGAUACGGUCUAUAGAUAGAUCCGUCUGUUAAGGAUUUCAGCCACGUUUACACCACCUCGUAAUCUUCUGCUCUCUCCUCUCCUCUCUCUUCUCCAUAUAUACACGCUCCAGAAAAUCCAGAUAGCAAGCUACAACAAGCAAGCAAGGUUUAUUGUUUUUUAUUGUUUUGUGCAUUAUUUUAUGAAGACGAUGUCGAGCGUUGAGUACCAGAAUCGUGGCGGUUUUAGAGUUUGGGCGCCAUUUUCGCUCAACAAUGCGUUUAUCAUUCGGAGCGCCCGCUACCAGAAGCUUCCUGAACAGCCGCUCCAGCUUACUGUUCUCAAAUUGGAUGGCUCUUCCUUUUGUGUUAAUGUUGCGAGGAAUGCUACAGUGGCGGAACUGAAACGGGCUAUUGAGCGAGUUUUCGACCUUUCGUGCGAGGGUGAAGUCAAAGUUUUGUGGCCACUUGUAUGGAGUCACUUCUGUUUAUGCUAUGAAUCCCAGAAGCUUACAAAUGAUAAGGCUUGUAUUCGAAACAUUGGAAUCAGAGAUGGUGAUCAGCUUCAAUUUGUGCGAAAUAUGAUGAUUGAAACAGCCGAAUAUGAAACAGCUAACCAACAAUCCCAAAGUGAGAGCAAUCACCCUGAACAAUACUCAGUGAUCAAUAUCUGUGAAGCUGGUGAAAAUGAUAGUGCCUGUCCUAACAAUCAACGCACUACUUAUUUUGAGAUUGAGGAAGAGAAGCGGGAGGAGGUGGCAAUAUCUAAUCCUGAGUUCAAUUUGGCUCAACUUGUGAAAGGAUGGGUAGGACAGCCAAAAUUUUGGUAUUCAAAAGGCAAAGGAUUGCGAGAAAGAAACCGCCCUUCAACGUUUCCCUUUCACUGCGUUAGAUCUUGAGGAUUCUGAAACCGGUAGUAGUAAUUGGUGGAAUUAUCAUCUUCUAACACAGAAUGACAGCUGUGGAGUGCCAAUGAAUAUCAUUUGUGCACACAUUUAGAUUGCAGCAUUCUUAGUAGUUGAAUUUAAAUAAAAUUCAUGUAAUGGGAUGAACAUGCUGAGUUCAAGAUGUAUCGAUAUCCCAGCUGCAUCCUCUCUCUACUAUUGAAACCUUGAUGUCAUGCUUAUUUAGAUGAAUAUGAUUUCU
Molecule: messenger RNA, 1143 nt
Organism: Ipomoea nil (Japanese morning glory)
Lineage: Eukaryota; Viridiplantae; Streptophyta; Magnoliopsida; Solanales; Convolvulaceae
Exons: 5
Coding region: 201-896 (231 amino acids)
Biological process (GO): mRNA splicing, via spliceosome
Cellular component (GO): U12-type spliceosomal complex
Source: RefSeq, a predicted model, not a curated record